GUGUAGUCAUAAUAAAAGGCUGCAUCUAUCUCUCAUCUAUCUCUGUGAUCACACCAUCAUUUUCUUAAUUUCUGCUAAAUCUUGGGUUUUUGAGAAUGACUAAGGAAAAGAUUUCAUGGAAAUCUGUGAUCCCAUGUUGUUACAAGCCUGAUGAAGAAGAGCUGCUGGGAGGGUCCAAGAAACAGCCCAGAAAACAAAGCUCAUUUCAGAGGCUAUCUCUGUCUGAUUUUGAUGAUCCCACCUCUCCCCUCUCUGCAGAUGAUCUUUCCAAUUCCUUCAUAGGUGCCAAGCUCCAUAAGUUCACCUUCACUGAGCUCAGAGAGGCCACACACAGCUUCUCGUCGCUUAAUCUCCUAGGUGAAGGCGGAUUUGGACCGGUCUACAAAGGAUUCAUCGAUGAUAAGCUGAGGCAAGGCCUAAAAGCUCAGCCUGUUGCUGUUAAAGUUCUCGACACUGAGGGCCUCCAAGGCCACAGAGAAUGGCUUACUGAAAUAAUAUUUCUUGGGCAGCUAAGGCAUUCACAUCUGGUUAAGCUGAUUGGGUAUUGCUGGGAGGAUGAAUACAGGCUGUUGGUAUAUGAAUAUAUGGCCAGAGGGAGCCUGGAAAACCAACUCUUUGGGAAGUGCUCGAUAGCGUUGUCGUGGGGAACAAGGAUGAAGAUUGCAGUGGGAGCAGCAAAGGGUCUGGCUUUUCUCCAUGAAGGUGAUAAACCAGUGAUUUACAGAGAUUUCAAGGCUUCUAACAUUCUAAUAGACUCUGAUUACACUGCUAAGCUUUCAGAUUUCGGGUUAGCCAAGGAUGGUCCAGAAGGGGAUGAUACACAUGUGACGACACGAAUAAUGGGAACGCACGGUUACGCUGCACCCGAGUACAUCAUGACAGGCCAUCUGACAACGAUGAGCGAUGUGUACAGUUUUGGAGUGGUUCUGUUGGAGCUACUAACAGGCAAAAGGUCGUUGGACAAGGCCAGGCCUAGUGGCCGACAGAAUUUGGUCGAGUGGGCUAGGCCGCUACUAAGGGACCCCAAGAAACUUUCUCGGUUCAUAGACCGAAAACUUGAAGGGCACUAUUGCACCACGGGGGCUCAAACGGCCGCCCUCGUGGCCUACAAGUGCUUGAGCCAUUCUCCUAGACCGCGCCCUAUAAUGGCCGACGUGGUCAAGAUCUUGGAGCCACUCCAGGACUUCAAGGACUCCUCAUCACAGCAGGCUCAGACCCCAGAUUUGAUCAAUGGCUGUGAUUCAAAUGGUGAAGGGAAGAGCAACCGGAAGCGUCGGAUCAGACUCAGAAGAGUGAUGGCUUCUUAUUCAGAUACUGUCCUUUACAAGAAACAUGGAAAUGGAAAGCACUAUUUGAAGCAUUGCAGUGAGGAAUAGUGAAAAUUUAGUCCAUAGGAAA
This is a messenger RNA of Ipomoea triloba (trilobed morning glory), 1398 nucleotides long. RefSeq names its product serine/threonine-protein kinase RIPK. Bases 96 to 1376 code for a protein of 426 amino acids. Gene Ontology annotation, molecular function: protein kinase activity; ATP binding. The transcript is spliced from 5 exons. The record is from RefSeq and is a predicted model, not a curated record. Lineage: Eukaryota; Viridiplantae; Streptophyta; Magnoliopsida; Solanales; Convolvulaceae. Gene Ontology annotation, biological process: protein phosphorylation.